AUGGCUGGCCCGUUCAAUCCUUUUGGCGGUGCCGUGAGCACCAGCCAGAGGGGAGGACGAGGCGCGCAGGGCUCCGCCAGUAGAGGAAGAGGAGGAAACCCUGGGUUCGCUGCGACUCCAUUUCAGGGGAACAACGCGCGGGGUGAUAGUAAGGAUCGCGGGCGCGCAAGAGGUAGAGGUCCAAGUCAGUAUCGGGGCCGGGGUCGUGCACGCGGCGCUGGCGCUGCGAGUCACGGUGUAGAUGGUACAAACCAAACUGCAGGUAACCCCAGUGCUACUGCCUCGCCAUUCACCCGACCGAACCAGCAGAUUACUGCUGCAUCUCCGUUCUCCAGCCUUCAAAAAGGCACCCCAGCUUUGAACUCUUCCCACAACCCAUUCGCAAAACCUGCGCAAAAUAUGGGUCAUCAAUCUUCCGCGGCUCUCGGCCGCAAUGGCUCUGGUAAUCCCUCCGGAAAUAUGUCGUCGGGCAGCUUCCAAGACCGUUAUGAUCAGUUGAAACUCGACCGCGCGAAAGAGCGCCAGCAAGCGAUCAAAGAUGGACAGAUGGCGGAUCCCAACCAGCCAACAUCGUUGAAGCAGGCAAUCACCCCCGUGGGAACAUGCACCAGCAUGUGCCCUGAAUUCGAGCGUGUCGAACGAGUCGUGCAGAAGAUGAUGGACAAGUGCGAAAAGUACUUUGACCCGGCCACCAACCAGCUGGAAAUUAUGGAAUCCAAGAUGCUGAAGCGGUUUCGACGUUCAGCUGCCGGCUAUGACGAGCAAUUGCCCUCGGAUAUUCGGACCCCAGGGACCCUGCUACAGAGUAUGAACUAUCUCAUUCGCUAUGUUCUCGGCGGCAGUGAGCCAUUGGCCAUCAUUCACAAGUUCGUCUGGGAUCGGACGCGUUCAAUUCGCAAUGAUUUCUCGGUUCAGCAAGUCACGCAAGAGGAGGAUGUGAAAAAGGCAGUGUUAUGCUUGGAGAGAAUUGCACGUUUCCAUAUCGUGUCUCUCCAUCUACUUUCGAACCCAACCAACGAAGAGCAAUUUGAUCGCCACCAGGAACGAGAACAGCUCAACAAUACCAUGCUUUCGCUCAUGUACUACUACGACGAUAACCGUGGACGCAUUCUCUUCCCAAGAGAAGAUGAGUUCCGUGCCUAUUACAUCUUGUUCUCAAUUCACGACCAGCGACCUGAUCUCGAAGCUCGCGUCCAGAAGUGGCCAGCCGAUCUACUCGCCUCUCCUCGAGUUCAAGUGGCCCUCGAUCUCUUUGCUGCUGCUGGAAAUACUUGGGAAUACCAAGGUGCUCUCGACGCUCGUCGGCCGAAUGCCAUUGCCCAGGGGUUCUACACUCGCUUUUUCAACAUUAUCAAUUCUCCAAGCGUGUCCUAUCUGAUGGCCUGUGUGGCAGAGGUUUACUUCAACCACAUUCGUCAAACAGCAAUUCGUGCAAUCUGGAAGGCUUACUGCCGAUCUCCAGUUUCACAGCAAGCCAAGAAUGAGGAAUGGACUGUAGAGGAAUUGACCAGGGUACUGCACUUUGAUGACCACGAGCAAACUAUCCAGUUCUGUGAAGAACAGGAUUUGCAACUUGCCCAGAAUGCUGAUGGUGCACUGUAUCUCAACUGGGGUUCUCGUCCAGUUGACUCCAUCGGUUUUUCACCAUCAUCCGACCAUUCGUACUCCGAGACUUACGUGGAGUCGAAGCGUGCAGGUCGCUCUCUAGUUGCCAUCGUUCUUGGAAUGACCAUCCCAGAAGCGGCGAGAAUGGACAUGCUCGAUAGAUCCUCUUUGGCUCAGCGGAGGGACAGAGCGUCUGAUAUGUCAGACGACAGCAAGAGUCUUUUUGUCAGUGAUGACGAGAACCACACUCCAGCCCCAGUAGUCGCGCCCAAUGGGUUCCUUGACAACACGUCCGCUUCCGAUCUACGCACUGCUUCCGAGGUCGCGCAUUUCCCUCCUGUUGCCCCAUCUGCUCAUUUCCAAUCGCCGUUCCCACCUCCUGCUCAGUCCUCGAAUCCUUUUGCACAGGCUUCUACGUCUGCUACACCUGCUCCUUUCUCCUUCUCGAAGCCGGCUGAGCCUGCUCAGAAUGUCGAGUCUCCUGCUGUGACUAUUUCAACUUCUCCUUUCUCGUUCUCCAAGCCCGCGGAGACCCCUAUUGCGAGUACUGCCUCGCCUUCUCCUAUGGCUGGUUCUUCGAACCCUUUCUCUUCCACCAAGCCAACCGAGACUGGCCGGAAGAAGGAAUCACCUGCCGCCUCAUCUCCUUUUGCUACCUCAUCGUCCCCAUUCUCCUUUGCGAAGCCAGCCGAGAAGACGAAUACACUUGCUGCACCGUCUCCCUUUGCCCCUGUGUCAUCUUCCAUCUUCUCGUCUCCCAAGCCGGCAGAGGUAGAUCAAAAGGUCGAUGUCGCUUCCGCAACUACCUCUACGACAUCCUCGCUCUUCAAGACUAGCACUCCGUCAGAGACCUCUGCGCCGAAGACCCCAUUCGCAUCUCUGACUUCCGAUACAUCUCAACCACCUUCCAAGCCAAACCCUUUCGCUGCCUCUCUAUCCGCGGUGAAGCCUUCUAGCAGCCCGUCAGAGUCUUCCGCGCCAAAGAAUCCAUUCACAUCCCUUGAUUCCGACACAUCCCUGUCAUCUUCCAAAUCAAACCCUUUCGCUGCAUCUCUAUCCGCGUUCAAGCCUUCAGAUAAAACCGAGUCCCCGAAGACGCCUGCAGUGAUUGCUGCUGCACCUUCUUCGACAUUCAAGCCCAGCACUUCGCCGCCGGCGUCAUCGACUCUAGAUUUCUCCUCCCUCAAACCUUCUUCCUCGCUGCCUCCCUCCACCGCAGCUCCUGCCGCCGCUUCUCCGUUCACAUCCACAAAGGCACCGGAAGCAAGUCAAAAUCAAAAGGCGGAGGCACCUGUGACAACAUCAUCUUCGGGGCCAGUUUCGAUAAUCACCCCCAACGGUGCACCCGAGCAGUCAUCGACCGCAUUCAAUAACCCUUUCGCGUCUUUGACCCCUAAGGCAUCAAUUUCAUCUUUGGGUCCGGGGAAAUUUGCCUCCCCUGCUGCUCCUGCAAUCUCCUUUUCGCAGCAACCGAACGCCGGCGAGAAGGCGAAGGAAUCAGGUACGGCGUCAACCACUGCGAAGCCCAUCUUUAGCUUUUCAGCUGGUAGCACGAAUGCCGCGCCAGGAGUAUCGACUGGGAUGGAGCCUUCAUCAGCAGCUCCAGCUCCACAGCCAAAUGGUAAAGUCGAAGCCGCUGCUGCUCAAUCAUCAACGCCGCCCACAUCUCCUCCAUCUGUACCUGAAAAUCUCCCGUCAACUUCGCCCAAGCCGAGAGAUGACCAGCCAGCGAAAAAGCGCUCCCUCGCAUGGGAACAAUGUCCUACGCCCGAGCAAGUCUUGUCUUCUUUGUUCAACUACACGGGAACCCUCGCCUCUUCCCCUCACGCCAAAAGUUCACAUUCCAACCAAUCGCUUUCCUCCCAAUCUGGGCAAAUAUCCAAGCUCUUCGACGCCAAGUCGUCUGCGUACAGCCCUGUGACUACUUCUACUGAGUCUUCAAAGCCUUUGUUCCAAGGCUCAAUUGCAUCAGGGUCUACAGUGGAGCAAACUUCGUUAAAACGGCCGCAUGAAGAUGAUGACACUACCAAGCAACAGAGGCGCUCCUCGCUGAAACGCCAUUCUAUGGGCGCAUCUUCAGAUAAUCCUUUCAAACGCUCCGUGCAUUUCGAAGCAUCCUCCGCCCAGCAGCCAAACGAAAUGCGAAUGAGUCUCUCCGAGCUAUCUCAACCGGAUGCCCAAGAGCCCAGGGCUAAUGUGUCCCAAAAGCGUUCGCGGAGUAAGACGACAAGCGCGCACAAGAAGAGAGCACUGGAUGAACCGACCCUGGCCAAGUCAGACAAUGGGCCAAGUCCCAAGCUGACGAAGAUUUUGGACCCUCCCGCAUCGCAGGAGCCUCUUUACCCCAGAUUCUCCCUAUCCAAGGUCUUAAGCGAGCCCAUACCAAAGCUUCCAAUCUUGGAACGACUUGAAAGAAAACUAGCAGAAACACGGGCUUUGGUUGGGCCCAGACAACUCACCGAUGAAGAACAGAAAUGGCUUGAUGAGCAAAAGCGUGUUCGAGAGCGCCAGGUCCAAGAAGACGAAAUAUUGCUAUCCCGUGCACGGAUUUUAGCUCACGAGCUGAAGAACGGACCAGGAAUCUUCGAUAUUCCAAAGGACAUCCCAUACUCUCCACCGGUGGACCCCUCAGUCAACCAUCGUCGUUCUGCGUUACUCGAAAAGCCUACCCCUCAUCCAUACAUAUACAACCAUAUGCCCGAGUCUUCUUUCCGUGCAUCGUUUAACCCUGGUCGCUCCGCACACGCCGCGCACCCCCGCGUUGAUGCCAGGUUCCGACGCACCGCUUCUCACGGAUCGAGUUCUAUCUCACUGGGAAUUGAGCGCUACAGACGUGAAAGAGAGGAGAGGAAUGAAGCUGAAAGGAAGAGAAAAGAAGCUGAGAAGCUGAAGGCUAGAAAGGAGAAGAAGCUGAAGAAAGAGAAGGAGAACCAACGUGUGGUUUCGGUCGAGGAUGAUGACGAUGUG
This is a messenger RNA of Penicillium antarcticum, 4572 nucleotides long. RefSeq lists its product as uncharacterized. The annotation marks the transcript as partial. Gene Ontology annotation, cellular component: transcription export complex 2; nucleus; cytoplasm. The transcript is spliced from 6 exons. NCBI's taxonomy places the organism in Eukaryota, Fungi, Ascomycota, Eurotiomycetes, Eurotiales, Aspergillaceae. The record is from RefSeq and is a predicted model, not a curated record. Gene Ontology annotation, biological process: mRNA export from nucleus.